AUGGUGGAGCUGGGAUUGAACUGGGAUUUGCUUUUCUGGGCCCCCUCUCAGAAGCGACUAGCCAGCCCCCAGCUCUGGGAGGCUCGUUCUCCCGCGGUGCCCCUGCAGGCGCGCAGGGCCGGGGAGCUGCUGGUGGUGAAGGAGCGCAACGGGGUGCAGUGCCUGCUGGCGCCCCCCGGGCGCGAGGAGCCGCCCCGGGAGACCUGGGGCAAGAAGGUCGACUUCCUGCUGUCGGUGGUGGGCUUCGCGGUGGACCUGGCCAACGUGUGGCGGUUCCCGUACCUCUGCUACAAGAACGGCGGCGGUGCCUUCCUGAUCCCGUACACGCUGUUCCUCAUCAUCGCUGGGAUGCCCCUCUUCUACAUGGAGCUGGCUCUGGGCCAGUUCAACCGGGAAGGGGCAGCCACAGUGUGGAAGAUCUGCCCGUUCUUCAAAGGAGUCGGCUACGCCGUGAUCCUCAUCGCCAUCUACGUCGGCUUCUACUACAACGUCAUCAUCGCCUGGUCCCUCUACUACCUCUUCUCCUCGUUCACCUUCCACCUGCCCUGGACCGACUGCGGCCACCCCUGGAACAGCCCCAACUGCACCGACCCCAAGCUCCUCAACGCCUCCAUGCUGGGCAACCACACCAAGUACUCCAAGUACAAGUUCACGCCGGCCGCAGAGUUUUACGAGCGCGGCGUCCUGCACCUCCAUGAGAGCGGCGGGAUCCACGACAUCGGCCUGCCCCAGUGGCAGCUCUUGCUCUGCCUGAUGGUGGUGGUCGUCGUCCUGUUUUUCAGCCUCUGGAAAGGCGUGAAGACGUCAGGAAAGGUCGUGUGGAUCACAGCCACGCUGCCUUACCUGGUGCUGUUCGUGCUCCUGGUCCACGGCAUCACGCUGCCCGGCGCCUCCAACGGCAUCAGCGCCUACCUGCACAUCGACUUCUACCGCCUCAAGGAGGCCACGGUAUGGAUUGAUGCUGCCACUCAGAUAUUUUUUUCCCUGGGGGCUGGAUUUGGAGUCUUGAUUGCAUUCGCCAGUUACAACAAAUUUGACAACAACUGCUACAGGGACGCCCUGCUCACCAGCACCAUCAACUGUGUCACCAGCUUCAUCUCGGGAUUUGCCAUCUUCUCCAUCCUCGGGUACAUGGCCCAUGAGCACAAGGUCAACAUCGAGGAUGUGGCCACUGAAGGAGCCGGCCUGGUCUUCAUCCUGUACCCGGAAGCCAUCUCCACCCUGUCGGGGUCCACCUUCUGGGCUGUCGUGUUCUUCAUCAUGCUCCUGGCUCUGGGGAUUGACAGCUCAAUGGGAGGCAUGGAGGCCGUCAUCACGGGCCUGGCCGACGACUUCCAUGUCCUGAAGCGACACCGGAAGCUCUUCACAUUCGGCGUCACCUUCGGGACCUUCCUCCUGGCCCUGUUUUGCAUAACCAAGGGCGGAAUCUACGUACUGACGCUGCUGGACACGUUCGCGGCGGGCACCUCCAUUCUGUUCGCCGUGCUCAUGGAGGCCAUCGGCGUCUCCUGGUUUUACGGGGUGGACAGGUUCAGCAACGACAUCCACCAGAUGAUGGGGUUCAAGCCGGGCCUGUACUGGAGGCUGUGCUGGAAGUUUGUGAGCCCCGCCUUCCUCCAGGAAGAAUUAAAAUGUAUACUUCAGGGUGUCCGAAGAACCAAAAUAGGUGCUGCUACAGAAUUGGAUCCCCCCCUCCAGCAGGAUCAAAAAAGGUAGUGUUCAAGUUUCGAUCUGUUAGUAGUAUUGUAAUUC
Myotis davidii is the source of this 1752-nucleotide messenger RNA. RefSeq names its product solute carrier family 6 (neurotransmitter transporter), member 2 (gene SLC6A2). Gene Ontology annotation, molecular function: dopamine:sodium symporter activity; norepinephrine:sodium symporter activity; neurotransmitter:sodium symporter activity. Gene Ontology annotation, biological process: dopamine uptake involved in synaptic transmission; sodium ion transmembrane transport. NCBI's taxonomy places the organism in Eukaryota, Metazoa, Chordata, Mammalia, Chiroptera, Vespertilionidae. The record is from RefSeq and is a predicted model, not a curated record. Gene Ontology annotation, cellular component: neuron projection; presynaptic membrane; plasma membrane. The transcript has 12 exons. Bases 1 to 1716 code for a protein of 571 amino acids.